CCGCCCGGGCCGGCCUCGCGCCGCGCUGCGCCCGCUCCCCAAAUACAUCUUGGCGGCGCCGGGGAGCGCAGCGGAGCCGUGCCCGGAGCCCUCCGCGGGGCCGCGGGCAGCCCUCGCGCCAUGGGGCACGCAUUUGUUCCUGAGAUGAUUUAUAGCUACCAAUAAUCCUCCACAGUGGUUGCUUCAUCAAAUAUUCUGGCAUCUUCUUCUCUUGUUAGUAAACAGAAGAGUACUAUUAAAUACCAAGCCAAGUACUCUUACCCUCAAUAGAGAGACAGUACAGCAUGUUCUGUACAAAACUGAAAGACUUGAAGAUCACGGGGGAAUGUCCUUUCUCCUUACUGACUCAAAGUCGUAUUGCUGAUGAACAUGAGAAGGGCUGCACAGAAAACAGCUCUAGAGCAGCUCUGCCCAUCUGCAAAGAAGUCCACGAAAAAGACACUCAAGGGAACCUUCCACAAAGGAAAACAAGCAGAAGUAGAGUGUACCUGCACACAUUAACUGAAAGCAUCUGCAAACUAAUAUUUCCUGAGUUCGAAAGACUAAAUCUUGCACUUCAGAGAACGUUAGCAAAGCACAGGAUAAAAGAAACCAGAAAAACUGGCGAUAGAGAAGAUUUUGAAAAAAUAAUCAGUGAUCAUGCUAUUGCAGCAGGUAUUCCUGUGGAGUCUCUACGAGAAUCUCUUGGUGAAGAGCUAUUCAAAAUAUGCUAUGAAGAGGAUGAACACAUAUUGGGGGUUAUUGGAGGAACCCUUAAGGACUUCUUGAACAGUUUCACUACUCUGCUGAAGCAGAGUAGCCACAGUCAGGAAGCAGGAAAAAAGGACAGACUUGAAGAAGUUUCCAUAUUAUGCCUGGAGAAAGAUCAGGACUUCUUAAACGUGUAUUAUUUCUUUCCCAAGAAAAUCACAAGUCUUAUUCUAUCUGGCAUUAUUAAAGCAGCAGCUCAUAUUUUGUAUGAAACUGAGGUGGAAGUCAUGCUCAUGCCUCCUUGUUUCCAUAAUGACUGCACUGAGUUUGUUAAUCAGCCCUAUUUGCUGUACUCUAUCCAAGUCAAAAGUGCAAAACCUUCUUUAUCUCCAUGUAAACCGCAGUCUUCACUUGUGAUUCCUGCCUCUGUGUUCUGCAAGAUUUUCCCGUUUCAUUUUAUGUUUGACAAGGAUAUGUCUGUUCUACAAGUUGGAAAUGGGAUAAGAAGACUUUUGACCAGAAGAGAAUUUCAAGCUAAGCCUAAUUUUGAAGAAUAUUUUGAAAUUCUUACCCCUAAAAUAAGCUGCACAUUUAGUGGAAUAAUGACAAUGUUAAAUAUGCAGUUUACAGUACGAGUGAGAAGAUGGGAUAAUACUGAUCUGAAAUCAUCUAUGGUAAUGGAUCUCAAAGGCCAAAUGAUCUAUAUUCUUGAAUCCAGUGCAAUCCUAUUCUUGGGAUCUCCAUGUGUGGAUAGGCUAGAAGAUUUUACAGGACGUGGAUUAUAUCUUUCAGAUAUUCCUAUUCACAAUGCACUGAGAGAUGUUGUUCUGAUUGGAGAGCAAGCCAGAGCUCAGGAUGGGCUGAAGAAGAGGUUAGGAAAGCUGAAAGCAACCCUUGAACAGGCCCAUCAAGCUCUUGAAGAGGAAAAGAAGAAGACCGUAGAUCUUCUGUUUUCUAUUUUUCCUGGAGAAGUUGCUCAGCAGCUGUGGCAAGGACAAGUGGUGCAAGCCAAGAAGUUUAAUAAUGUCACAAUGCUUUUCUCUGACAUUGUUGGAUUCACUGCCAUCUGUUCCCAGUGCUCACCUAUGCAGGUUAUAACCAUGCUUAAUGAGCUUUACACUCGCUUUGAUUACCAAUGUGGAGAGUUAGAUGUCUACAAGGUUGAAACUAUUGGAGAUGCCUACUGCGUUGCUGGAGGUUUACACAAAGAAAGCGAAACCCAUGCUGUCCAAAUAGCAUUGAUGGCCCUGAAGAUGAUGGAGCUGUCAGAUGAGGUGGUGUCUCCCCAUGGGGAGCCUAUCAAGAUGCGCAUUGGCCUUCAUUCUGGAUCUGUUUUUGCUGGAGUUGUUGGAGUUAAAAUGCCUCGUUAUUGUCUCUUUGGAAAUAAUGUAACCCUUGCCAACAAGUUUGAAUCUUGCAGCGUACCUCGAAAAAUAAAUGUCAGCCCAACAACUUACAGAUUAUUAAAGGAAUAUCCAGGUUUUGUAUUUACACCACGCUCAAGAGAAGAACUUCCUCCAAAUUUUCCCAGUGAUAUCCCUGGAAUUUGCUAUUUUCUGGAUGCUUAUAAUCAAGGAACAAGCUCACAGACUUGGUUUCCAAAGGAAGAUCUGGGAGAUGGCAAUGCCAAUUUUUUGGGUGAGGAAACAGGAAUAGACUAAAUCAUCUACUACAUUCACAAGCACAUAGAAUAAAUGUAUAAAUAUUCUGGGUUUUUGUUUUUUUUUUUUGUAUAAAUUGAAAAUUUUAAAAAAUAUAUGAAACAUGAAAGCACUUUAGAUUGAGAACACCUGAAAGCCAGUAUUAAAAUUUCAGGUAGUAUGUAACUGACUCCUUUAUGUUUUUCCUUUGUACAAGGAAUGUAGUCAUAAAAUAAUAUUGCAACUUCACUGUUUAAAAUGCCACUAAAACGUACAUGUUCCCUGUGAUAAUUUGUGAGUGCUACGUAGCAACCCUCUCAGUUCUUUCUGCACUGAGAAUUCUAGGUGUAUUGUAUAUGCAGCGUGUCAGGAAGUGUAAUGUGCAAGUGAUGCAGCCACAUGCAGUGUUGUGAGCUGGUGCUUAUCAAUGACCGUUAAAAAUUUAUUUUAUUAGUGAUUCCAUAAGAAAAGUUGUCUUAAAAAUAUCAUCACUGGUACCACAUACUCCUUCAAGAACAUCCUUUUGGCUCCAUCCGUACAGCUGCUGACCAUCUUCUAACACUUGCUGAAGUCAAUGUGUUGAGUGUGCUCAGCAUCUUCUGGAUAGGGCUGCAAAUUGUAGCUAAUACACAUAUAUAUAUAUAUAAGAGUUUCCUGCUUACUGUUUCCUGAACUUUCUUCUGUGUAUAAAAUGAAUAUAGAUUCUGUAUAAUCACUGUAUAAUCACAUCCUGAAGUUUCUGUAAUCAUCAAACAGUAUUUUAGUUCUUGGGGUUUUUAAAACACUUUAUAAAAAAUAAUAUCAACUUGCUAUUAUGUAUUAGAGCAAUAAAUG
Phasianus colchicus (ring-necked pheasant) is the source of this 3164-nucleotide messenger RNA. RefSeq names its product guanylate cyclase 1 soluble subunit alpha 1 (gene GUCY1A1). The record is from RefSeq and is a predicted model, not a curated record. Lineage: Eukaryota; Metazoa; Chordata; Aves; Galliformes; Phasianidae. Gene Ontology annotation, molecular function: guanylate cyclase activity; heme binding. Gene Ontology annotation, cellular component: guanylate cyclase complex, soluble. Gene Ontology annotation, biological process: cGMP biosynthetic process; response to oxygen levels.